Naegleria lovaniensis is the source of this 1707-nucleotide messenger RNA. RefSeq lists its product as uncharacterized. The record is from RefSeq and is a predicted model, not a curated record. The coding region runs from base 1 to 1707 and encodes 568 amino acids. Lineage: Eukaryota; Heterolobosea; Eutetramitea; Acrasida; Naegleriidae. The transcript has a single exon.
AUGUUGUCGCAUGGACAAAAUCAAUCUCACAAGCGAAAGUCACAACAAAACAUCCAACAAAAGAACAAGGACUCUGAUUUUUGGGAAUUCAUCAAUGCUGUAAAACAGUCCAUCACUCAUGAUGUUUCCAUGUUAAAGGAUUGCAGUGAUCGGGAUAAUUUUCGUUCCGAGCCAAAGAAAGUAAAAUUGAAAGACCAUAGAAGCCAGCAUUGGAGAUCUGAUGAGAAUUCCAGUGUACCUUCGUCCGAUAGCGAUGAUGAUGAAGAGAGUUCUUACAUUGAAAAGGCUAUUACCAAGUUAAAUCAAGCUACAGAGGCUUUUCUUCGGAAUAUCAAGGCGCCUGACCUGAUGCAAAAGGCCAUCGAAGAAUUAGACAAGGCUUUCAAGAAAGAUGAAUGGGAGCGAAUACUCUUUCAAAAAGUCAUUGCAUCACUUUCUAAAAGAACAGACAACGAAGACACAAAUAGAGUCUUGCGAGUUGCCUACGAUCUUCAAAAACGAAAAUUGUUUCAUGUAUUACUACUUUUCCAUCUUGUUGAUUUAUUCAUGAAGGGAUAUCCUGAGGAGGAAAAUAUAACUGCCUCAAGUUUUAUGGACUUACUUGUUGAUAGAAAAUUUGCUCACAUUCAGUGGAUGAUCACUGCAUCCUCAGUGUUAGUGUCGUGCAAAAACGACCAAUUCAAUUCUGACGAAAUUAAGGAAAUUAUUGCUGCUAUUGUUGAAGGCUACAUUGACCAAUGGAUUUAUCGUUUAGAGGUUCUAGACGAAAGUGAUACUACCAAGAUCGAGAAAAGAAAGAAGAAAAGAGCGUUUUACAAUAGGGUGCUACCAAAACCAAAACUAGAUGAGCUAAAGAGAGUAUUACUCCCUGUGCAAGAAGCUGUGCAAGAUUCCACAAACACCGUUAGCCAGGCCACCUUCAAAUACAGAAAGCGAAAAGACCGGUACCAGAGGACAAUCAAAUUUGUGCAAAGAAAAUCUGCUUUUGAAGUACAUGAGGUGGUUAUUCGGUUGCACUACACCAAACAUCUAUUAAGGAACUAUGUUAGUUCCAAAAUGGAAAUAGAUGAGCUGGCAUUUAUAGAAGAGGCCAGGUCAUGCAUCUACAAGUUUAAUUUCACCAUCGAAAAAUCUUCUUGGAAUCGUUCAGCCCUUAACGAAUAUUUGGAGAAGAAGAACAUGAACAAGGUUAGGUUUCGCGAGGAACUUGUUGACGUGGACGGUAAAGAUGAAGUAAUAUUUUCAACUCGACACGCUUCAAACAUUGAUCGACACGCUUCAGACAUUGAUAUCCGAUUGGACAGUUCAGAUCCGAGAAAUCUAUGGAUGGAGUUUAAGUUUCCACGCCAAUUUAGAUUCACGACGGCUCAUAUUGAGACGACAAUCGAUGCAGAGGAUGACUCUCUACUGAGAGACCUUUUCGGCCUUACUACCAAACACGUAUAUCAGACUUCUGAGGUUGACAACUACGAGUCGUAUUCUCGAUCUGAGCUCUGGAAUUAUGAAACGAAACGUGUGGAUCACAAUAUCGUAAAACAGAAUGCAUUUUACACUCCAGAAGAACAAGACAACUAUUUCGAUAGAGAUUUAGUUAGCUAUCCGAUUACAUCAGUUGUUGGCACCAACAAACUGCCCAUAGGAAUUGAAUUUAGAGGACGACGCAUGAAAACUAAUAAUCUACACGGAUCUUAUGGAACAAUACUUUAG